AUGUCUCUCUUAGACACCCUCUCUACCCGCCACCGCCUCUCAAUCUGGCACAUCUACCACAAAAGCGACUCGCACAUGACCAUAACGCCAUUUAUAAACGCAAAGAAAGAGUUCGGAUCCAAACACAAGGAAACCCCCGAACCAGCCAACGAAACAAACAGCUAUUUCGUACACCACCCGACACUACUAUUCCACAACGCACCGCGGACUCUCCGACGCGGGAACAGGAAAGAUGGGCCACCGAUCUGCAUACUGAAAUGCGGGGUCCUUUGGAGAAACUGGAUCUUGCAGUUUGGGGAUGUAUUGAAGGGUGUGCUUGAUCCUAGGGGUGUUGUUAGGUGGGAAUGUCGGAGUAAUCCUAAUAAUAUGAUGAAUGAUGAUCGCGCGUUGAAGGGGUAUAGAGUCCGUGGUUGGAGGGUUUGGGGGGAGAGUGGGAAGGUUUAUCAUCGGGAGGUUAAUGAGAGGAGGAGAAUGGAAAAGGAGAAGGGAAAGGGGGAGAGCAGAGCUGGUCCUGAAAUCGGACAUACGACGGACACCGCUGAAAGCGAGAAACAGCUGAAUCCGACUGAUAUCAAAGCUUCCCCUCCUUCAUACUCCGCUGCCUUGUCACCAAGACCACAACCGGCCGUUGCUGAAGAAGCAGUUCGCUUGAACUGGACUUCUCCCUUCUCCACGCAUCCGAGACGGUACGCCUUUGAGUACGCUAAUAUCGAGUUCAUCUGGGAAGGAACGAGGGACGUUUAUCCGGAUAAUAAAUGGGCGAAGAUAUUCAUGCCGUUCCAUCAUCUCAAGUUAAUUGCUAGAAUGCCCGGUUGGGGGAAUGGACGUCUUGUUGCGCAUUAUACGCCGAGUUUCGCGUGUCGGAAAUUCGGACAGCUUUGGGUUUUUGAUAAUGUUGUUUCUGAGCUGGAACAGAGUCUGAAUUCUUCUACUUUGGAGGAGGAGCGUGAUGUGAGGGAGACUCGAUUGUAUGAUCUGGUUAUGGCGACGGCUGUCUGUAUGAUACUUGGUGAGUGGCAGAAGAGAACGGUGCUCCUUGCGUUACUUGCUCUUGUGGCCGAGGGUGGUAAUGCAGGUUGA
Penicillium bovifimosum is the source of this 1080-nucleotide messenger RNA. RefSeq lists its product as uncharacterized. The record is from RefSeq and is a predicted model, not a curated record. The transcript has a single exon. NCBI's taxonomy places the organism in Eukaryota, Fungi, Ascomycota, Eurotiomycetes, Eurotiales, Aspergillaceae. The coding region runs from base 1 to 1080 and encodes 359 amino acids.